Messenger RNA from Cuscuta campestris, 1716 nucleotides. The record is from the annotation of a GenBank genome assembly. Lineage: Eukaryota; Viridiplantae; Streptophyta; Magnoliopsida; Solanales; Convolvulaceae.
AGAAGGGGUCAACCAAAGAUUGGAAGCCUUUCUUUGUCUUCGUUUCGACGGGGCCCGAAUCUCCUUUCACGGGUUCAGGGCGCCCUUCCUUCCGUCGCAUCCCACGCCCCCCACCUGAUGCCACCCUUUUGUCUAUCACUCGCCAAUUCUGCAAUAAGGGAGUUAUGAACAUCAAAGAGGUGGUGACAGAGGAAACCCUUGCCGGGUUGGGGUUUGAGUUUGUUCAGGAUGAGCUUCGCCACCAACCCGACCUACUGAGGGACAUCCCCGGGGGGCAUCAGCCUGACCAGCUGAAGGACAUUCCUGAGGAAGGUCUUGAUUGUGGUCCUUUUGUGGAAUUACAAGAUUCAGGAGAAGAGAUGGACAGCGAUCUCCUGCUCAGUCGCUUCACCGCAGGGAGGAAAAGGAAGAGAGAGACGAAAGGCCAGGGCAAACGUUCUUCAUCCCACCACGAGGAGGGUCCUUCUCGAGAGCCGGUCGUAAUUGCGGUGGAGGACCAAGAAGAUGCUACCCAGGAACCGGGUACCAUGGCUGGCCAGUCCCCUCCACACCCCAUGAUGCAGGGUGGCGACCUCACUGGGUCGUCUCAGGGCAUUGCCUUGGGGCGACCUCCAUCACCACCCGCAAUGACCUACGAGGUGGCGACCGAGGGUCGCUCGACGAGGCUCUGCAUCCCUCCCCUGCCCCAAAGCCUAGGGGACGUACAGCUGGAGACUCUUAUCACUCUGCCUGCAGAAGACCAGGCUCGUAUCUCGGCAGGCUCCGAGGACGAUCUUGACAACAUGGUCCUUUUGAGGCUCAGUCAGGCUACGCUGGGGAUGAUUGAGGUGGUCGGCCAGAGACGGGGUCGCCAGGCCGCCGCGGACGAGGUGAUGAAAGCAGCCGAGGCCAAGCAGAAGGAGCUGCAGGAGGAGGUCGCCCGACUUACCAGGGAGUUGGAGGAGAAAGAAAAUCGCUGCGCGGUGCUUAUUGUGGAGAAAGCUUCCCAGGAGAACCGCUGCGUCGCCCUUGAGGCAGACAAGGCCUCCUUGUCCUUGGAGGUAGAAUCUGUUUCUGCUCGAGUGGUCGAGCUGGAAGGGGAGAAAUCUGAUCUGAUCCAGCAGUUGGACGUGGAGAGGAGCGAUCGGGUCCGCCAUGCAGAGGGAGCGGUAGAAUCCUUCAAGUCCUCUCCUGACUUCCCGGUAGUCGCAAUGGAGCGGAUGGAAGAACUAACGGCCGCUUGGCUCAAAACUGAACCUGGGGCCCAAUGGAUGGUCAAGGAGGGAACCAAGUCCUUCAAUUGCGGUCUCUUCCAUGCCCAACAGGUCUUCCACAACAGGCUGGCCCAGCUCCCUAAAGGAUUCUCUCUCCCCGACCUUGGCUUCCCUCCUCCCUGCCGCUCCUUGGCUGAGUUCGACCCCAGUCCCUAUCUGGACGGGGGGAGCUCGAGUGCGUCGGAAGAGGAGGAAGAAGAAGAAGUGGAAGGUGGUCAGAGCGACCAGAAUCCAGGUGCCAGCCUAGCCAUGUCCAAAGCGGGUGGACCCUCCGGCUCGGCCGUCUAAAUCCCCCAUUGUUCCCCCAUAGCUUUACCAACACUUGCCUAUCUCUUUUCCUUCGGAAUGAUUUGUCGUUUUGAUACAAUGCUCCUAUGUUGUUUAAUUUCCUAGAUUCGCCAUGUGUUUUCUCUUUUUGGCGCUUUACUUCAGCACUCUUUUUUUGAUUUAGCUGGUUAACAUG